Molecule: messenger RNA, 1317 nt
Organism: Cucumis melo (muskmelon)
Lineage: Eukaryota; Viridiplantae; Streptophyta; Magnoliopsida; Cucurbitales; Cucurbitaceae
Product: thiosulfate sulfurtransferase 16, chloroplastic
Exons: 6
Coding region: 489-1049 (186 amino acids)
Source: RefSeq, a predicted model, not a curated record
CUCUAAUAAAAAGGCAUCCAAAAUACUAUCAAGAACUACAAUAAUUUAACUAUAAUAAUUCGAAUUAAGCUGUCCUAAAACAGGUCUUCAGGAAUAAAUAAAAAGAAAAGUAAAAAAGUAAUUAAUUUUGGUGUAGAAUGGGAGGUGGAUCAUAUUGUGAUUGAGAAGGAAGAUCGAUAAAGUUAGGGAUUGAAACAGAAUUGGAUUGGUCAUGGCUGCUGACUACUCUUUAAUUAUCUCUCUCUUUAAAACUUAUCCACUCAAAAAUUUAAUCCCCCCAGCCUCUCCAUAAAUGGCGUGGCAUUCCCCAUCACUCCCCUAAUCAUUCGCCCCCCGAUCACCUCCCAUUAUUGUUAUUCUUAUAUAUCUCUCUUCUUCUUCUUCUUUCUCAUCAACCCCUCUCAAAACCCACAACUUCUUUUAUUUUCUUCAGUUAAUUGUAUCUUCAAUUCUCUUUUGUUUUUGUUUGUUUGUUUGUUUGGCCAGCCAUGUCGUCUCUCACUUCUUCAUCCUCUUCCAUUGCUUCUUCCACUUCCCAUCUCCUCGGCCUUCCCAACACCAAUAAUAAUCUCACUUCAAGAGUGAGGUUGUUGCCGAUGAUCACCGGUUCUCUUCACCGCCGCCGCAGAGACUCUGCCGUCAGCCAUAAACAUUGGAGCACCAGUCGGAAUGCUGUUCUAAGAGAAGAGAUGGAAGCGACAGCAGUUCCGACGUCGGUGCCAGUUCGUGUAGCUCUCGAGCUUCUUCAAGCCGGGCAGCGAUACUUAGACGUUAGAACCCCGGAAGAGUUCAGCGUUGGUCAUGCUCCGGGCGCCAUUAACAUACCUUACAUGUACAGAGUAGGUUCAGGAAUGACAAGGAAUCCACAUUUCUUAGCGGAAGUGGCGAUUUAUUUUAGAAAAGAUGAUGAAAUUAUCGUUGGAUGCCUAAGUGGAAAGCGGUCUCUUAUGGCUGCCGCCGAUCUCCUUGCUGCCGGAUACAACUAUGUAACGGACAUAGCAGGUGGAUAUGAAGCUUGGUCUCGCAAUGGGCUGCCUAUGGAAUUGUAAAUCAUCACUUCCAAACUUCAUAUGCUUUCAACUGUACAGCUACCAACCACAAUUUCCUUUAAUAAGACCUCCCUCAAAUGCUCAAACCAAACUUGCAUCAGUGACAAAAGUUUUCUUUAAAAGUCAUGGAUUUGAUCUUCUCUUGUACUAAUUAAAACAAAAUCUUCCCAUAGUCUCCUUUAGUAUAGAUACUAUUGUAAUGUCCAGUGGUCUUUUCAUCGAUCGGUCUCUGUAAAUCUCAAUAAAUGUAAAUUUUAUUUUCUGAGUA